Ziziphus jujuba (common jujube) is the source of this 2091-nucleotide messenger RNA. RefSeq names its product imidazole glycerol phosphate synthase hisHF, chloroplastic. Gene Ontology annotation, biological process: L-histidine biosynthetic process. Gene Ontology annotation, molecular function: imidazoleglycerol-phosphate synthase activity; oxo-acid-lyase activity. The record is from RefSeq and is a predicted model, not a curated record. The coding region runs from base 66 to 1820 and encodes 584 amino acids. NCBI's taxonomy places the organism in Eukaryota, Viridiplantae, Streptophyta, Magnoliopsida, Rosales, Rhamnaceae. The transcript is spliced from 19 exons.
AUGUUGAAAAAGACCCAAGAAUUACAGCGAACGCUAAUAGCGGCUCUGCGUUGAAAACACCUGCAAUGGAGGUGCCGCCGGCUACUUCGUUAUCGUCAGAAACCCUAGCAUUUCGAUCUUCCUCUGUUUCUUCUCUGCAACUUUUUCGCCCUAAUCUUUACAAAAACCACUUCAAAUUCAAAUCUUUCAGAAACUUGUCGGUUCGUGGCUCUUCUGCUGAACGUUCCGUUGUGACUCUGCUUGACUAUGGUGCUGGCAAUGUACGUAGUGUGAGGAAUGCUAUUCGUCACCUCGGCUUCGAUAUCAAAGAUGUACAAACUCCACAAGACAUACUCAAUGCCGAUCGCCUAAUCUUUCCUGGUGUGGGGGCUUUUGCUGCAGCCAUGGAUGUGCUGAACAAAAAGGGAAUGGCUGAGGCACUCUGUACUUACAUUGAGAAUGAUCGGCCAUUUCUAGGCAUUUGCCUUGGCCUUCAGCUACUUUUUGAGUCCAGUGAGGAGAAUGGACCAGUAAAUGGUCUUGGCUUGAUACCGGGUAUGGUUCAGCGUUUUGAUUCAUCAAAUGGUUUCAGAGUUCCCCAUAUUGGUUGGAAUGCUUUACAGAUCAGAGAAGACUCUGAAAUUUUGGAGGAUGUUGGAAACCACCAUGUCUAUUUUGUACACUCUUAUAGAGCAAUUCCUUCAGAUAAAAACAAAGAUUGGAUUUCAUCUACCAGCAACUAUGGUGACAAGUUUAUAGCAUCUGUCAAAAGGGGCAAUGUGCAUGCAGUUCAAUUCCACCCUGAAAAGAGUGGAGAUGUGGGUCUUUCUAUACUAAGAAGAUUUUUGAAUCCAAAGUCACAAAUUACCAAGAAGCCUGUUGAAGGAAAGGCUUCAAAACUUGCAAAAAGGGUAAUUGCUUGUCUAGACGUAAGGACAAAUGACAAGGGAGAUCUUGUUGUAACCAAAGGAGACCAGUAUGAUGUAAGAGAGAAUACAAAAGAGAAUGAGGUAAGAAACCUGGGAAAGCCUGUGGAGCUUGCUGGACAGUACUACAUAGAUGGUGCUGAUGAGAUUAGUUUUCUAAAUAUUACUGGUUUCCGUGACUUUCCUCUUGGCGACUUGCCAAUGUUGCAGGUACUGAGAUACACAUCAGAAAAUGUUUUUGUACCCUUAACAGUUGGAGGAGGAAUUAGAGAUUUUACAGAUGCAAAUGGCAGGUACUAUUCUAGCUUGGAAGUUGCUUCAGAAUAUUUCAGAUCUGGAGCUGAUAAGAUUUCCAUAGGAAGUGAUGCAGUUUAUGCUGCAGAAGAUUAUUUAAGAACUGGAGUAAAAAUUGGGAAGAGCAGUCUAGAGCAGAUAUCUAGAGUUUAUGGAAAUCAGGCAGUUGUUGUAAGUAUUGAUCCUCGUAGAGUGUAUCUCAAAGAUCCUGAUGACGUAGAGUUCAAGGCCGUAAGGGUAACAAACCCAGGUCCAAAUGGAGAAGAAUUUGCAUGGUAUCAGUGUACAGUUAAUGGUGGCCGAGAAGGUCGACCAAUUGGAGCAUAUGAACUGGCAAAAGCAGUUGAGGAGCUUGGAGCUGGAGAAAUACUGCUAAACUGUAUUGAUUGUGAUGGUCAAGGGAAAGGAUUUGACACAGAUUUAAUAAAGUUGAUCUCAGAUGCUGUGAGCAUUCCAGUCAUAGCGAGUAGUGGUGCCGGUGCUGUUGAACACUUCUCAGAGGUGUUCAGGAAAACGAAUGCAUCUGCUGCUCUUGCUGCUGGCAUUUUCCAUCGCAAGGAGGUACCUAUCCAGUCUGUAAAGGAGCAUUUGUUCAAGGAAGGCAUAGAAGUAAGAAUGUAAUAAAAAAUCAUUGCUGCUAAAGUUUUCAAGAUGUAACAACAGAGAAACUGCGUUUCUUGCUCUUUAGGUCAUAAUACAAUAUUUAGUCAGAGCAUGCAUUGCAUAUUAUGUAUUAUGACACGUUUCACCAUAUGAACUGGUGUAGCACUUCUUUUUUUUUUUUUUUUUUUUUUUGGGGGGGACAAAAUUUGAAUUCGUGUAGAAAUGGUUCGAAAUUUUCCGACUUUUUGUAUUUGACGUUGUGAUUGAAAGAAUUGCUUAAAUGGGAUUA